AUGGAUAUCGCAGUUUCCGUCCUAAGCAUUGCGGAUAUCUGCAUCAAAUAUGGAACCAUUCUCGUGAAGGUCUGCAAGUCGUAUCGGAGCGGCGACCAGGAAAUCCGAGAAAUAAUCUUGAAGAUCGAAGCGCACUGGCUCCGAAUCCAACGGCAACUAGAAUUCUUACGAAAAAUUUGGGCCAGUCUUGACGAAGACUACCAAAUCCACCUGAAUACCGUUCUGCAGGUUUUACAGGUGAAGGCAAUGGCUGCAACAUCGCUAGUUGAUGGCCUUAUUGGACAGGCCGAAGACGAGGUCUCGUCAAGAAGCAUUAUAGCUAAGAAAGGCAACACGAAACGGGCUAGGUAUGCGAUUUUGGUUAAAGAGAAGCUAAAUGAUGCCCUGAAUGACCUGAAAGAUUGGAAGGAUUUGUUUGAUCCUUCGUGGAUUUUGAUUAUAAGACAGUCAGACCAGGCGAUUGAUCAUGAGUUAAACCCUGUCGACGGAUCGGAGAGUACUUCGCUGUUGACCUUGAAAGAGCUUAGAAAAGCUAUCAAAUCCACUAUCACUACACAGGCCGAUGCAGAAAGCACAACGGUAUUUGUCGAGUCGAAUUCUUUUGAGCAAGAUUCGAUAGAUUUGGAAUACUCCUCGCUGGUUGUAUGGCGCGAUGUGCAAGGCCUUAGUACAUAUGUUGCAGAUCCUCCAAAUGACACCACCUCACUGGCUAGCAUUUGCAAACUCGCCAAAAUACUGAAAAACGUCGAGCCCGCUCAAUUUGGUAUUCUCCAGUGCCAUGGAGUAUCGAGGCGAGAUUUACAUAUUGUUAGUGAGAAAGAGUCGUCUCUCACACGGUUCAUUUUCUCAAUCCCCGAUCACCUGACGAAGCCGCAGAGUCUGCGAAAGCUAGUCCUCAGCGAGAUCGGAAACCGACCGCUCGACGAGCGAUUCAUAUUGGCGAGACAGCUCGCAAAGGCAGUGAUGUUUGUGCAUUCUGCCGGAUUUGUACAUAAAAACAUUCGUCCGGAAACUAUACUGGUGUUGCGUGACCAACACCAAGACCCGAAUGCUUUCCUCACAGGGUUCAAAAGCUUCCGGCUUGAAGAAGGUCGCACGCUGCUUCGCGGUGACGACUUUUGGGAGUUCAAUCUAUAUCGUCAUCCCACACGGCAAGGCAUGCACCCGGAAGAGAGCUACUCUAUGCAACAUGAUAUCUACUCGCUCGGGGUUUGUUUGCUAGAGAUCGGCAUCGCCGGUUCACUUGUUCUUUAUGAAACUGAGAAAGUAGCAAAACCCAGUCCGAUAAUAGCUGCCUUAUUUAGUUAUCAUACCAAAGACACUAGGAAGAAUGCGUUCGAGUUAAAAAGGGCAUUGGUAAAACUCGCCGAAGAUCUUUUACCUUCCAAAAUGGGCCGCAAGUACACGGAAACCGUUGUAACGUGUUUAACUUGUCUAGAUAAAAGUGAUAAUGCGUUUGGACUAGAAAGCGAGUUUUUGGAUGAGAACGGGUUGCUUGUUGGCGUGAGGUUUAUUGAGAAGGUGAGCACAGCUUGA
Molecule: messenger RNA, 1536 nt
Organism: Talaromyces proteolyticus
Lineage: Eukaryota; Fungi; Ascomycota; Eurotiomycetes; Eurotiales; Trichocomaceae
Exons: 2
Coding region: 1-1536 (511 amino acids)
Biological process (GO): protein phosphorylation
Molecular function (GO): protein kinase activity; ATP binding
Source: RefSeq, a predicted model, not a curated record